AUGGGGUGCAAGCACUUGCGAAUGUACGGGGUCCGCAAGUGGGUUCAUGACACGGUGGCUGUCUUGGGCAUGUCCGCCAGCUACGAGUGGCUGAACGCAGUCAUUGCCACGGCCAUCGCGUCGAACAAGAACGACACACCGUUCAAGCGGCUGGCAUUUAUCGGUGACACGGUGCUCACCCUUAUGGGUCGGAUGCAGCUGUUCUCACUCGAGGACAGCGCCAUGGAUGUGGGUCCGAUGAUGAGCGCCAUGCAGGACCUGGAGUCACGGGAAGCGUGUCAACAGUAUCUCAAGGCCACUGGCAUGGAUGAUGUUGUGCUUUCGGACUCGUACGAUAUACAAGCCGAGGCCAUCUUGGGUGCCAUCUACCUGCUAUAUGGCCUCGACGACAUCGAGCGCGUCUGGC
Molecule: messenger RNA, 406 nt
Organism: Thecamonas trahens ATCC 50062
Lineage: Eukaryota; Apusomonadida; Apusomonadidae
Exons: 1
Biological process (GO): RNA processing
Molecular function (GO): ribonuclease III activity
Source: RefSeq, a predicted model, not a curated record